Messenger RNA from Siniperca chuatsi (mandarin fish), 4811 nucleotides. It is a transcript of the gene stat5a, whose product is annotated as signal transducer and activator of transcription 5a. Lineage: Eukaryota; Metazoa; Chordata; Actinopteri; Centrarchiformes; Sinipercidae. Gene Ontology annotation, biological process: cell surface receptor signaling pathway via JAK-STAT; regulation of cell population proliferation; growth hormone receptor signaling pathway via JAK-STAT. The coding region runs from base 319 to 2679 and encodes 786 amino acids. The transcript has 22 exons. The record is from RefSeq and is a predicted model, not a curated record. Gene Ontology annotation, molecular function: DNA-binding transcription factor activity, RNA polymerase II-specific; RNA polymerase II cis-regulatory region sequence-specific DNA binding.
AGAGAGAGAGAGAGAGAGAGAGCAGUGAACUGUGAAGCAAACUGUUGGAAACUCGAAGACUGAGAGAUUCCUGUUGUGGGUUGUUCACGUCGCUGCAGCCUCUCCCCGCAUUUUAUGACAAAGGACAGCAGCUUGAGUCGCUCCUCAGAGCGUGAUGGGAUGACGACUGAAGCAUAGCAACAGGACCUCAGGGCAGUUGCUGUGGAAAAAGAUGCAACCACGUGUGCUGGACAUAACACCGAAAGUUUGCGGUGCGCCUCUUUAGAGUUUCCUGCUGUUACAUGGUAACACAGAGCUAAAGGCAAGAGGGUGUUGAAGAUGGCAGUGUGGAUUCAGGCCCAGCAGCUCCAGGGAGAUGCUCUGCACCAGAUGCAGUCUCUGUAUGGUCAGCACUUCCCCAUUGAGGUGCGACAUUAUCUGUCCCAGUGGAUAGAAGGCCAGCUCUGGGAUGCUGUAGACCUGGAGAACCCACAGGAGGAAUUCAAGGCCAAACGCCUGCUGGACAGUCUGAUCCAGGAGCUUCAGAACAAGGCCGAGCACCAGGUGGGAGAGGAUGGCUUCCUACUCAAAAUCAAACUGGGACACUACGCCAGCCAGCUCAAGAGCACGUAUGACCGCUGUCCUCUGGAGUUGGUCCGAUGCAUCAAACACAUCCUCUACACAGAGCAGAGGCUCGUCAGAGAGGCCACCAAUUCGAGCUCUCCGGUGGUCGGGAUGAUGGACAGCAUGUCUCAGAAAUACCAACAAAUCAACCAAGCUUUUGAGGAGCUUCGCCUGUUGACCCAGGACACUGAGAAUGAUCUGCGCAAGCUCCAGCACAACCAGGAGUACUUCAUCAUCCAGUACCAGGAGAGUCUCCGCAUCCAGGCUCAGCUGACCAGCCUGGCCACGCUUCCCCCUGCUGACCGACAGCUACGGGAGCCCGCCCUUCUCAGCAAGAGAGCCACUGUGGAGACAUGGCUGACCAGAGAGGCCAACACACUACAGAAAUACAGACUGGACCUGGCAGAGAAGCACCAGAAAACACUGCAGCUGUUGAGGAAGCAGCAGACCAUAAUUCUGGAUGACGAGCUGAUCCAGUGGAAGAGACGGCAACAGCUGGCAGGCAACGGGGGCCCGCCGGAGGGAAGCCUGGACAUCCUGCAGUCCUGGUGUGAGAAGCUGGCAGAAACUAUCUGGCAAAAUAGGCAGCAGAUUCGGAGGGCAGAGCACCUCAGACAACAGCUGCCCAUCCCCGGCCCCAUUGAAGAGCUCCUCAACGAGCUCAACAGUACUAUCACAGAUAUCAUCUCAGCAUUGGUCACCAGUACCUUCAUCAUUGAGAAACAGCCUCCACAGGUGCUAAAAACCCAAACCAAGUUUGCUGCUACGGUGCGCCUCCUAGUGGGUGGGAAAUUGAACGUGCACAUGAACCCUCCACAGGUCAAAGCCACCAUCAUUAGUGAACAGCAAGCCAAGGCCCUGCUGAAGAACGAGAACACAAGGAAUGACAGCAGUGGGGAAAUUCUCAACAAUAACUGUGUGAUGGAGUACCACCAGACUACAGGCACUCUCAGCGCUCACUUCAGAAACAUGUCUUUGAAGAGGAUCAAGCGAUCUGACAGGCGAGGAGCAGAAUCUGUCACAGAAGAGAAGUUCACCAUUCUGUUCGAGUCCCAGUUUAGUGUUGGAGGCAAUGAGCUUGUCUUUCAAGUAAAGACAUUAUCACUUCCUGUAGUGGUGAUAGUUCACGGUAGCCAAGACAAUAAUGCCACAGCAACUGUAUUGUGGGACAACGCUUUUGCAGAGCCGGGACGGGUGCCUUUCCUUGUGCCAGACAAGGUGCUUUGGCCUCAGCUGUGUGAUGCCAUCAACAUGAAGUACAAGGCUGAGGUGCAGAGUAACCGAGGCCUGUCUGAGGAGAACCUGGUCUUCCUGGCUCAAAAGGCCUUCAGCAGCUCCAGCAACAACCCUGAUGACUACCGCAACAUGACUAUGACUUGGUCACAGUUUAACAGGGAAAGCUUGCCAGGAAGGAACUUCACAUUUUGGCAGUGGUUUGAUGGUGUGAUGGAACUCACAAAAAAGCAUCUCAAACCACACUGGAAUGACGGAGCCAUAUUGGGCUUUGUGAACAAGCAGCAGGCUCAGGACAUGCUGAUGUCCAAACCCAACGGUACUUUCCUUCUGCGAUUUAGUGACUCUGAGAUUGGAGGAAUUACAAUUGCCUGGGUGGCAGAAAAUCCUAACAAAGCAGGUGAGAGAAUGGUUUGGAACCUCAUGCCCUACACAACCAAAGACUUCUCCAUUCGCUCUCUGGCUGACCGCAUCAGCGAUCUCAAUCACCUCCUGUUCCUCUACCCCGACAGACCCAAGGAUGAGGUUUUCUCCAAAUAUUACACCCCACCACUCUCCAAAGCAGUGGAUGGCUACGUGAAACCGCAAAUCAAACAAGUGGUGCCCGAGUUUGCUACAGCCAAUCCAGACCCAGCAACUGGGAACCCAACCUAUAUGGAUCACGGCGCCUCCCCAGCCCCUGUCAAUCACCCUCACACCUACGGCAUAUACCCACCUAUGAGUGACUCUAUGUUGGAUGCGGACGGAGACUUCGACCUGGACGACACCAUGGACGUGGCGAGGCAUGUAGAGGAGCUCCUUCGGCGGCCUGUAGAGAGCCAGUGGGGCGGCCAACAGUCCUGACCUUUGACCUUUUAACCCGUGACAACACCAAACAAACCCUGCCUCCCAACUUGCCCCACUCGCAUUGACAUUUCUCGUGGUUUAAUUCCAUUCAUUUUUGUUUUUUUUCUUUUUUUCAGAUAGCUAUAAUGUGAAAUGUUAAUAAUGGUUGUGAUUUAUUUUUUUCAGCAUGAAGCAUGCAUGUCAGUGACUUCUCUUAGUUUUAUUUGUGUCUAUAAGUGUUUAUAAAACAGACUAGGCAUAAUGCAAAACCUACAAUGUUACAGUAUUGUGAAAAAGAAAAGAAAAGGUAAUGUUCAUUCACAUUGUGCAUGCAUUUCCAAUUGAUUUUGAACAGAUUUUAAAAACAUAUGCUACUGUAUGAAGUCAUUUUAACAGUUAAAUGUUUUUAUUUUGUUAUAUUUUCUUCUUUGUAAAUGGGUUAUCAGUAUUUUGAUAGUGACAUUGAACUUGCCCUUUGACAAAAAAAGAAACUUUAAUGUAGAGUAUUGCUUUUGCUCUUAACAACAUUAUCUGAUUAAUUGCUCUGCAGAGUUACAGUCAGUUUUCCAAAUCCAUAUACACUAACCUAAAGGCAGUGACUCUCUUUGCUCUCUGCAACUGACAGCACACACAUCAGCACGCGGUACACAUGCUCAAGUGUACGAUGUAUUUGUUCUGAUUUGUUCACCAGCUGAAACCCAGGAGGGGGGUUUGUGCACCUCCCUCACUCUCACAGGGCUAUCUGUCUUCUCUUUGUACACAGAAAUGCAAAUCUAAGCAUUUACCCAGCGCUGCCUGCUUGUCCUCUCAGGUCCCUCUGUUCCCGUCAUCAAUGCUACCUCGCAUUAUUCUACUGACAGUCAUAACUAUUGGUUCUGUUGUUGUUUCUGCACCACAUUCACACCAGUAGGUACGCUCAUUGGUUUUGUUCUUGUAAUUUGUGUUAUUAUGUGUGAAGAAGAUCCCUUGCUGCCUAACGCUAACUUUGUUGGCUGUUUUAUGCUUGAAAUGUUUUAUGUCUGGUCGGUAUGCCUGAAUAUUCAGGGCUUUGCUGCUCCCUUCUGACUUUUCUGCUUAUCUGUCCACUUGUCCCUGUAGCUGUGGCAUGACACUGUGGCAAAACCGGCAAGUUUGAAGCUGAAGUUGCAAGGCAUAGAUAGAUAGGUGCAGGCUUUGAAUGCUUGCACAGACUCACCAGCCGCUGGGUCACAUAUAGAGCUCAAGGAUAUGGUGGCUUUUGUUUUUGUUCAAGAUUAAUUUUCAUUGUGCAUCCCCAAUUUGCUACACAUAGAAGAUAAAAAUAAUUUGUCUUGUAGAAAAGUUUGAGACUUUUACCCUACUUCCUCCUCUGACAAACACAUACAUGCGUGCACACACACACACACACACACACACACACACACACACACACACACACACACACACACACACACACACACACACACAACGCUGAACAGAAAAUAUGUCAUUGACAACAGCCUUGCACCUCAGGAAUGAAUUGCUUUGCUUAGCUGAUGUAUAAGCCAAAUAGAAAAUGAUCUAUGUAUACAGUACAGAAUAUAUGAAUUUAUUUUCUCUAUCAUAAUUCUAUUUUAUUAUUGUUUCUCUGGCACUCCCCUAUUGAAUGUAACCCCUUUGCAUGACCAUGUUGAGGAUAGCUCCUCAGUCUGAACAGAAGUCUCAUGUCACCAGAAGUACCAGUUGAAAAAGGACACAGAGCAACUGGAAAUCAGAGAAGAAUUUAUGAUGUACUUUUGUGUUUGUCCGACAGACAUUACAGUAUUAAAGAUAGUCCCUCGUCUAUCUUUUCAUUUCUUCCUCAAAUAUUUUUUGUAUAUCGCUUUCUUUCCUGUUCUUGAAAUCUCAAGCUACAUCGGCAGUCUUGUGAUAUACCCUUCAUUACCAUAAUUCUCAUCAUUUUUAAGCUUUGUUCCACUGUAGACUGUGUAUUUUUUGAUGAUGUAGAUGACGCUGUGUGCUGUUCGAUGUAUGUACCAUGUUUGUGGUUUGGGUUUAUCACUUGGAGGUUUUCCAAGAGAAACAGCUGUUGAGUUUCAAUGAAGAAAAUAAAGUUUUAUAAAUAAUUUUAGUUCAACCUGUAGAAGUACAGAAGAUUUUGAUGUCACUACAAAAUAAAUGCUAUUUUUUUA